Molecule: messenger RNA, 1329 nt
Organism: Trypanosoma theileri
Lineage: Eukaryota; Euglenozoa; Kinetoplastea; Trypanosomatida; Trypanosomatidae
Exons: 1
Coding region: 1-1329 (442 amino acids)
Molecular function (GO): ATP binding; ATP hydrolysis activity
Source: RefSeq, a predicted model, not a curated record
AUGAUAUUCUUUAGUCGGCGAUCUUCUUCUAUUAUUAUUGCUGUUAUCUUCGUCGUAGUGCUCUUAGCUCUUCCGACUUGCUUGGCAUUGCAGGGAAAAGAACAAGAUAAACAUUUUUCCUCAGAAACACAGUUAAGAGAAUGGAAAUGUCCUAGUUCUCCUUUCUGCUCCAAAGGCAAUGCCCCAUUAUGGACGAAACUAAAGUACUGUCUCUUCUCAUCUAUUCCUCUUGCUAAAAUACGACAGGAACUACCAUUUGCAACCAGUGAUGCUGCCCGCCGUAUUGCUAUGGAGAAUGUAGAGGAACUUCUCUUCACACAUGUAGUUGGACAGGAUCAUGUAACACAUGCGAUUGCAGAGGCUAUUCGACAAAAGAUGGCUUCUCCAGGAGAUCCACUCGUCCUUCACUUUGCAGGCGAUAAUGGAGUUGGUAAAACCCACACCGCACGACUUUUAUCCUUGGCGUUAUCUUUACGUUGUGCACAAGCACGUCCUCAGUGUGAUGUGGGAGAUAAUAUGUUGGUGAUAUCAGGAACCAGCUUUGAUGAAUUAGAUAUUACAGAAGCCCGACAAAGUAUUGUCAGGCGCAUUACUGCACAUCAACGUUAUUAUCCACAUGGUAUUAUAUUAAUAGAUGAUCUCACUGCCAUGCAUCCUAAACUUGUAGCUGCUUUAGCCCCAUUAUUUGGUCGAGCUGAGCGAUUUAACGAACAACCAGAGAAUGGUCCAUCUCUUGCCCAAUUAACCGUUGUCGUUACCACAGACUUUGGUCAACAAGGACGAACAUGGGGGAAAAGUGUGGUGGAAAUAGAACAGAUGGUACGUGUGGAUUUCGCUGGUUUAUAUGGAACUCUGGUUCCUGCCUUUGCACGUACAAUGGUGUUUGUCUCUCUCUCUCAACAAUCUGCAGAGGAGAUGGUGCGAAAAGCCGCUGCGGCUCUCGCCUGUCUGAACAAUUGGGGUGGUGGUACAGUAAUGGCAAGUACAAUUGAGGAAUUGGCGGUUGCGUAUCUUGUAGAGCGUUAUCGAGAUACGUGGGAAGGCAGAGAGAAUGGACAUGCCCUUAGACGAGUUGUGCAGGAUACAUUAGUGCCACUCUUAUUACAAUACUUUGAUAGAGAAGGACACGAUCAGGCCGUUUGGGCACGUUUCCGUCUAGACACAACGGCAGGGAAGAUUAUUCUUGAUACUGGCAGAGAUGAGAAUGGAUUGGAUCCAUCCUAUGUGGAUUCCGUUGAGGCUGGAACUGGUACUAGUGGUGCAUUAGGUGAUUCUGUGGGAAAGAAGAGAAGGGAUGAGGAACGUCAUGUUAUUAAUGAUGAUUUCUGA